AUGACCAAAAUCAUCAAAAUGCCUGUCAAAAGAUUAAACAAAGAUGGACCCAAGCCAGCAGGUUUCGGGAGAGUCAUCAAGAGAACACCAGGACCCAGGCCACCAGCAGCACUUGGAGCACUUGGAGCACUGGGAAAGGCAGCAGUGGCAGCAGGAGUAGGAGUAAAUGAUUUAGUACUUCGCCCGAACCCGAGAAAGCGCAAAGCCACUAGCCCCAAAGUACGGGGACCUCUGUCUUGGCAGCUUGAGAAUACACAGCUUCCAGGUUCCCUUCUCCGAUCAAACAUCUCGACGUGUGAAAUUGACUUUUUGGAUCUAGCUGAUGGCACCCCUAAUCAUGUUAUCAUGAGACUGAUGCUGCAGCACCGAAAGAAGAACGAUACUGAUCAAGUCCCCGCUGGCACCACAGGUAUCAAACUGAGCUUUGAGUUGGAUAUCGGUUUCGUCUCUUUGCGUCCAAUUGUCCAUAAAGGUUUCUUCAAUGCCGAACUUAUCUCGUAUACUGGUCCGCAUCCUAAAGCUGCUCGCACUGUCGUGCUGCCCGUUCCAGGUCCGGACCGUAAGACAGCGAGCGACUUUAUGAACCUUCUGCCCGGUUUAUACAUGCUACCUUGUGUUUCAAUCCCUCCGGAACGGAUCUUGUUGGUUCUUCCGAUUUCAUGUCUUGUGGAGGUACCAACAACUCCAGCUGCUUCGUUCCUCUGGCCCGCUUUCAACCUUCAUCAUUCGCUUCCAUCGAACGGAGAGCCCGUGGAGCCCGUUGCUACCCGUGUGCUGCCCGCAGCCUUUCCGCGGACGUACGUGCGUGCGGAUAUUCCUGGGGUUCCCGUGGGUACACUGGCCCCAGUGACGAAACGAAGUCCGAAAGCCGGGAGGGGAGGACGCCGAGUAUAA
Molecule: messenger RNA, 894 nt
Organism: Penicillium brevicompactum
Lineage: Eukaryota; Fungi; Ascomycota; Eurotiomycetes; Eurotiales; Aspergillaceae
Exons: 3
Coding region: 1-894 (297 amino acids)
Source: RefSeq, a predicted model, not a curated record